Messenger RNA from Erigeron canadensis, 691 nucleotides. RefSeq names its product putative germin-like protein 2-3. Gene Ontology annotation, molecular function: manganese ion binding. NCBI's taxonomy places the organism in Eukaryota, Viridiplantae, Streptophyta, Magnoliopsida, Asterales, Asteraceae. The record is from RefSeq and is a predicted model, not a curated record. The transcript has a single exon. The annotation marks the transcript as partial. Gene Ontology annotation, cellular component: cell wall.
UAUUGUGCAGUGAAAGUAAAUGGUGUAGCAUGCAAGAACCCAAUGCAAGUUCAAGCAGAGGAUUUCUUCUUCAGUGGGCUGCACCUUAGGGGUAACACGUCAAACGCUGUGGGAUCAAGGGUCACCCCGGUUUUCGCAACCCAAUUACCAGGGCUAAACACUUUGGGAAUCUCAAUGGUCCGGAUUGACUACGCACCAUGGGGACUCAACCCCCCUCAUACUCACCCAAGAGCCACUGAGAUCCUAACUGUUCUUGAAGGGACCCUAGAAGUUGGGUUUGUGACAUCUAACCCUGACAACCGUUUCAUCACCAAGGUGCUAAAAAAGGGUGAUGUUUUCGUGUUCCCAGUGGGACUUGUUCAUUUCCAACGCAAUUUGGGUAACGGAUAUACAGUGGCUCUUGCUGCACUGAGCAGUCAGAACCCGGGUGCCAUAACAAUAGCAAACGCUGUUUUUGGCGCAAACCCUCCAAUUCCAGCAGAUAUUCUAGCCAAGGCAUUCCAAGUCGAUAAAAGCGUGGUGGAUAUGCUGCAAACAAAGUUCUAGACUAAAAAAGGUUACCAAAGAAACAACUUAUUAAUGUUUGUGUGAUUGUUUGGGUGCAUCUAAAGCUUACAUAUUGAAUUAUUUGUAUCUUUCUUGUUAUGUUCUGAUUCAUUGGCUUUUCUAUGAAAAGUAAGUUAAUUUAUUA